UAGACUAAAGAUAACUACAACGAAUGGUCUUUGUUCUCCAAAAGAAUAAUACAAAAAUAUAAAAUGAAGUUUAAUUAAUUUUGUAUAGUAAAAACUUUAAAUAUAUUAAGAUGGGAAACUCUACGCCGCUGUGUUUUAAGCUAAUCCUUUUUAUCCUUUGUGAUGUUAUAUUUUUCGUUAAUUCGCUUCCGGAUGUGAUAAAAAUUGGUGGACUAUUUCAUCCUUCAGAUGAUAAUCAGGAGCUAGCUUUUAAACAAGCUGUAGAACACAUCAAUGCUGAUCGUUUGAUACUUCCGCGUUCGAAACUUGUAGCACAAAUCGAAAGGAUAUCACCGUUCGACAGUUUCCAUGCAUCGAAAAGAGUAUGUAGUCUUUUAAAUAUUGGAGUUGCAGCUAUUUUUGGACCACAAUCAGCUCACACAGCUGGUCAUGUUCAAAGUAUAUGUGACACAAUGGAGGUUCCUCAUUUGGAAAACCGAUGGGACUAUCGACUGAGAAGAGAGAGUUGUCUUGUCAACCUAUAUCCCCACCCAAACACUUUGUCAAAAGCAUAUGUUGACAUAGUCAAGACAUGGGGUUGGAAAACAUUUACAAUUAUCUAUGAAAACAACGAUGGUCUUGUGAGGCUUCAAGAACUUCUUAAAGCACACGGACCUUCUUCAUUCCCUAUAACAGUAAGGCAAUUGAGUGAUACGGGAGAUUAUAGACCUUUGCUGAAACAAAUCAAAAACUCAGCAGAAGCACAUAUCGUUCUUGAUUGUUCAACUGAUAAAAUCUAUGAAGUUCUAAAACAAGCUCAACAAAUUGGAAUGAUGAGCGAUUAUCAUAGUUAUUUAGUUACAUCCUUGGACUUGCAUACUGUUAAUUUAGAUGAAUUUAAAUAUGGUGGAACAAACAUAACUGGAUUUCGUUUGAUAAACGAAAAAGUUGUCGAAGAUGUUGUUCGACAAUGGUCAAUCGACGAGAAAGGAAUUACAAAACCAGCUAAUAUUACAACAAUUAAGGCUGAAACAGCUCUAAUGUACGAUGCUGUGCACUUAUUUUCAAAAGCCCUACACGAUUUGGAUACAAGCCAACAAAUUGACAUCCAACCAAUAUCAUGUGACGGACAAAAUACAUGGCAGCACGGAUUUAGUUUAAUAAAUUAUAUGAAGAUUGUUGAGAUGAAAGGUCUCACCAAUGUUAUCAAAUUCGAUCAUCAAGGUUUUCGCACAGAUUUUAUAUUGGACGUCGUUGAUUUAGGUUCAACGGGUAUUCGAAAAAUUGGUACAUGGAAUUCAACACUUUCGAAUGGAAUAAAUUUUACCAGAACAUUUAGCGAACAACAAAUGGAAAUCGAAGCUAAUCUCAAGAAUAAAACCUUGGUCAUAACAACAAUUUUGAGUGACCCUUAUUGCAUGAGAAAAGAAUCGGCGGCUACACUUACAGGCAAUGAUCAAUUUGAAGGAUAUGCAGUGGAUCUUGUCUAUGAAAUAUCUAAGGCAUUGGGUUUUAGUUAUAAGAUUCAACUGGUACCAGAUCACGCCUAUGGUAGUUUAAAUAAGAAGACCGGUGAAUGGAAUGGUAUGAUCCGAGAGCUCCUGGAGCAACGUGCAGAUCUGGCAAUAGCUGAUCUUACAAUAACUUUUGAAAGAGAGAAUGCUGUCGACUUCACGAUGCCUUUCAUGAACCUCGGGGUAUCUGUUCUAUACCGGAAACCUGUAAAACAGCCACCGAACCUCUUUUCAUUUUUAUCACCGUUAUCACUGGAUGUCUGGAUUUACAUGGCUACCGCAUAUUUGGGUGUUUCGGUCUUGCUGUUCAUUUUAGCUAGAUUUACUCCCUAUGAAUGGCCAGCCUAUACAGGUCAUGGAGAGAAAGAAGAAAGCCAAUUCACUUUGAUGAAUUGCAUGUGGUUUGCCAUAGGAUCGCUCAUGCAACAGGGAUGUGAUUUCCUACCCAAAGCACUUUCAACACGAAUGGUUGCAGGAAUGUGGUGGUUCUUCACUUUAAUUAUGAUUUCUUCGUACACUGCCAAUUUGGCGGCGUUUCUAACAGUUGAACGAAUGGAUUCGCCAAUUGAGAGUGCUGAGGAUCUAGCAAAACAGACUAGAAUAAAAUACGGUGCACUUAAAGGUGGAAGUACAGCUGCUUUUUUCAGGGAAUCAAAAAUUUCAACAUAUCAACGUAUGUGGGGCUUUAUGGAGUCAGCACGGCCUUCGGUAUUUUCAUCGAGUAAUGGAGAAGGUGUUGAUCGAGUAAUCAAAGGAAAAGGAAGUUAUGCAUUUCUAAUGGAAUCAACGUCCAUAGAAUAUGUUACGGAGCGUAAUUGUGACCUAACACAAGUUGGAGGAAUGUUAGACACGAAGGGCUAUGGAAUUGCUACACCACCUAAUUCACCAUAUCGAACUGCUGUCAAUGGUGUUAUACUAAAACUUCAGGAAGAAGGAAAAUUACAUAUACUCAAAACAAAAUGGUGGAAGGAGAAACGUGGUGGCGGAAGUUGUAGAGUUGAAACUUCCAAAUCGACGUCUGCUGCCAACGAGCUAGGUUUGGCAAAUGUUGGAGGAGUUUUCGUUGUUUUGAUGGGCGGAAUGGGUGUAGCGUGUGUAAUAGCUGUUUGUGAGUUCGUUUGGAAAUCACGAAAAGUUGCUGUUGAAGAGCGAUUAAGUGCAAUACUUCACGAAUAGAAGUAAAUUCCUUGGAAUUAAAAAUUCCAAGGUAAUAAUUUAAAACAAAAUGAAAACAUCGAUGAAAUUAUUUAUAAUUUUUCUAAUAAAUAAUUACGACCACAAACCGAAUUCAGAUGCUCAAAAUGUCUUAUAUCUUAACUCUUUCAAUCGUUAAACGAAAACAAAAAUCGUAUAAAAAUUGAAGUUAUAAUAUUUUCAAAAAGUAUUCAGUAGGUAUUAAAAAAAAUAAAAAUAUAUGUUUAUGUAUGUGUCGUAGGCCUAAAUACCAACAAAAGAAAUGUAACCUUUGUACCAUUUUAGUAAAUUAUAUACUUAAGACUAUAUUAAUUGUAAGUUAAAAAAAAAAUAAGUGAAUAAUAGUAACAAAACAAUAAAAUCAAUGAUAGGUAUUUAUGUAAUUGCAAUUUAUAUUAUAGAUCAUCUAAAAAUAGAGAAUUUUUUAAGUUUAUGUUUUGCAUUUAACAACAUUCAAGGGUUUAUAUAUGUACUGCAAAUAAGUAGAUGUAAAAAUUACUUAUGUGUAGCAUUUU
Messenger RNA from Eupeodes corollae, 3202 nucleotides. RefSeq names its product glutamate receptor ionotropic, kainate 2 (gene KaiR1D). The coding region runs from base 111 to 2669 and encodes 852 amino acids. Lineage: Eukaryota; Metazoa; Arthropoda; Insecta; Diptera; Syrphidae. Gene Ontology annotation, cellular component: postsynaptic membrane; plasma membrane. Gene Ontology annotation, biological process: monoatomic ion transport; modulation of chemical synaptic transmission; synaptic transmission, glutamatergic. Gene Ontology annotation, molecular function: glutamate-gated receptor activity; transmitter-gated monoatomic ion channel activity involved in regulation of postsynaptic membrane potential. The transcript is spliced from 14 exons. The record is from RefSeq and is a predicted model, not a curated record.